UUGCGCGCAUUCACCGCAACGACAACAACACUGCGGCCUCGUCCUUCAGUGGGCCCGUCCGUAACAUUCUGGGUCGUCGUUUCGACUGGAAACUUUUUUUUCAAACGCGUUUUUUUUCCUUUAACAUUUUUCCCGGUCGUCAACCACCGGCGUUGGUCUUUUACACAUUUCUGUUGGUCCGUUGCGCACCCGCGCUUCGCGUUCCCCGGACAGACAGACGUGCGUGACCAGCCCUACGGCGGCAGCAAAUCUCGUCUCGGGGGCCGGACAAAUACACACGGAAGAACCUGCAGCUGUACUACGUCGUUCGAGCCGUCACCGUCACGUCGUAGUAUUCCUAUCAAGCCUCCUGAACGUUCAUUAAAUAGGAAGACAGAGAAAACGAUUGAAAAAAAAUGAAUUCCAAUACAGCUUACUAAUAACUGCUGUUUGCUGCAUGCAGCAACAACAACAGAAUUGUAAAAUCCAAAGAAAACCAAAAAUGCUUUACUAAGUAUCUGUCCCCUCUUAAAGAAGAUGGGAUAUUCAACAACUACAUACUCAUCAGCUCAAUAAAUAACCCUUUUUGGCUGUUUUGUACUUUUUUUUUAUUUAGUAUAACUUACAACUUAAAUUUUUUAUUCACAUUCAAUAUAUUUUAAAUUACAAUACAUUUUAAUUGAAAACUGAAAUUUUAAGUCAUCAAAACAUCAAAAGUAUGUCCCACAGUCAUUUUUUAACCAAAGAAAACUUUCCCAGCUUUUGCAAAAAGUUGUCCGAACUUGAGUGGACAAUGGAUUCUACAUGUACAGAAAAACCCGAAUCUUCGUCUCCUGCCUAUUCUUUUCUGCCAACAGCCCGAAAUGUACCCAAAAGUGAUUAUCAUCCUAAAGAAUCUUACCAGCGUUUCUUAAUUGAUUCUAAUGAAGACAAUACUUUAAUUGAAAAAUAUCUAAAACAAGAAUGUGACACUUAUAAGUUAUUCGGGGGUCCACCAAUUAAUCCGUUAUUUACUGAUGAAGGACGUGGUUCUAGUAUUGAAGAUUCUCCAAAAUCUUUUUCAUAUUUUUCAAAAACCAAUUGCUCUUACAUGGAUAAAAGUAUUUGGGCACAAGAUUCUGGUAAUGAUAGCUGGCCUGAUGCAUUUUUGCCAUUGGAUAUUAAAGAAGAAACCACAUGGAAAGAAUUGAAUACUGAAACCAAAAAGGAGCCUAUGUCAUGGGCAGUAAUACAGCGUCCAGCGAAAGAAGAUAAAUUCAAGCCCAUAAAUCAAUUGGUUGAUGCUGGUGCAGCAAUUUUUCCAGAUGGCUCACAAUUUGAAAUUGAUUUAUCGUAUGAAGCAUUUGAUGCUGUUGAAGUUGAAGGGAAAUUAUACAUUGGUAAAGAUGAAUUUAGGCGUACAGAUGAUGGAUUGUUGUAUAAAGUCUGUAACCAAGAUAAAGGUACUCAAACGGACAAUUGGGAUGAUGAUGAAACUGUUUUGGUGACACGUACUGCUAGACGACAUUACCAUUUUCCAAUAUUCCAGAAUUGGCAUACAUCUCAAUCAGGCGAUAACCAAGAUUUGCUGAGUGAUUUUUUUAAUCCACAGCGUGCACGUGAAGUUAGAGGUGACAUGGAUGAUAGACCUCAAAUGGUAGAUAUGCUUCGUAACAUUAUGGGUAUGCAACAUAUAUGGGAUAAGCCAACUAUGUACAAUGAAAUUGAUGCUUAUCCAGAACAAAAUUUGUACAUACCAACAACAUGUAAUGAACUGGCUGCUACCUACACAAUAUUGCAGUCAGACAGUGGUUCAGAAAGUUCAGAUGAUAUAGAUAAUAAUUGUGGUACUUUAUUCCGUAAUUCGCGAACUUAAAGAGGCAUUAUUGAUUUUGGAAUUUGCAAGAUUAAAUCAACACUGUAAUAUUUGUUUUGCCGUGCACCGUUUAUGUUUUUUGUCGAGACAUGUUAGACUCAUUAAGGUUAGGUUAUACAUAUUUUUCUUUGGGACAAAAAACUAUAAUAUUUUACAUUUAUAUGACCUAUAACAUAUAGUUUUGGUCAAUAAGUUAUUUGUUUAAAAUUGUAUUUAAAAACAAAAUAAAAAAAAAGAACAAAACGUCAAAAACCCUUAAAAAAAAAUAUAUAUAUAUAUAUAUUAAAAAUAAACAUACAUUAAUAUAUAUUUAUAUCUAAUGGAUAGACCUAAGGCUCUAAAAUAUUAUCAUAUGGGUAAUUUUCUUAGGUUAAAGAAAUUAUCCCAUUUAAAUAAUUUGCUUUGAUUAAUGAAGUAUUUUUUUUAUGUGUUCAAAACUGUCAAGACAUUUUAAGAAUUUAUCAUUUUAUUAGCCCGAUGUUAGCAAUAUUUUGUAAUUUAUCAAUUUUAUUUUGAAGAAAAAAGAUAAUAAAAUACUAAAUUGGUGAACUACCCAAAAGUCGAAUCUAACAAAAUUAUUAUCAAGAUAUCAAGAGUUAGGUUAGGUGUCUAUGAGCAAAGUACAUACUCAACUCAAAAGUGAGGAACUGGACAAAUUUCUCUGGAUUUUUUUUAUGUGAGAAUAUUUUGGUGAAUUCAAUGUAUUUUAAAAUUACUUAAUGUUUCAAGUUGUAUACCUUAUUUGAUCUAAAUCAUACAUCAAAUUAUUUUAAAUUGAUAAAUAUUGUGGGUUACAUAAUGUUUUAAAAAAUGUAUUUAUUCUUGAAAUUCAUAACUAAUCACCAUUGUAUAAAAAUAAUUUUUCUUUUAAAUCCUGGUCAUAAGUUUGUCCAGUUCAGUUAGAAGAUAUCAAAAAGACGGGUCCUGAUUUUUUUUAAAUAUGGCGCCCGAAAAUUUACUUUACAUUUAUAUAUAUAAUUGUAUAUAUAUGAAUGUAUUUUUUAGUUUAAAGUGAAAUAAAAGUUAUUUUUUCUAAUAAAACAGUCCGAAAACCGUUUUCGGCCCUGAUUUUUAAUAAAAAAGCGCCUAGAGUUUUAUUUAACACUAACCAAUUUUUUUUUUAAAUAUUAUUUUUAUUUAUUACAUACAGUUAACGGAAGUGCCUUUUAGAAACACAUAAAAAAUUUGAAUUUUUCAUUGUUUAUAGGGGGUAAAUGACUGAAUCAAUCGCUCUUUUGUUUAUCGGUUAUUAGAAAAAAUAAUUAAAGCCGAUAAAUACACGAAUGAAAUAUUUAUAUUUAUCAAAAGAUGCGCACCCCUUUUCAAUUAUUAUUUAUGUAUGUGUUAAAAUUCAUGUACGCCAAGACCCAUAUAAUAUACAUAAAUAAUUUAUUUUUAUUGCUUUUGUAUGUAUGUGUGUGUGUAUAUGUAUAUAUAUACAUAUAUACAUAUAUACAUAUAUAACUUUUUUAUGAGGCCAAAGGAAUAUUUUUUUUGUGCAUUUGUUUUGUUAAAGUUGUUAUUUAUUUUAAAAUAUUUUUUUUUACAUUUCGCAAGAGAUGGAGCACAAAAAUACAAAAUUAUUAAAAAAUUGAUUUUGUUAUUUUAUAUUCUACCUUGAUUUGUCUUGACAGUUUAGAACAAAUAUUAUGUUAAUCAAGUUUGAAUGAAUCUAUAUAGUAUAUAAAAAAAAAUACCUAAGAGGUUGUAAGAUCUUUUUAGAUAAUUGAUAAUUACUAAUUUAUGUAUAUAUAUAUAAAAUAUAUAUACAAAAUGUAGGUUCAUAUUUUAGUUUGUGAAUUUAAAGAGUUUUUAUUUCAAAAAGAAUUAUGUUACAUUUUGUUAGGGCAUUAAAAAGAAAUAAGACAAAAUAUAAUCACAAUUUAUAGAGGAUUAAUGCAUAUUAUGUAUGUUUUUUUUUUUUUAUUUUCAACUUGUAAACUAUUGAAUUAUUUAAUUUGAAUGACACAGUUCAAGUAUUCUAAAGUUAGGAGCUACAUAGAUUAUAAUUUAAAAACUGUGAAUUGAAACUUUCUUUUUAAUCAGAUAAAUUAUAUUAUUAUAUUAUAUCUCAGUCGUCCCUCAGAAGCCUAGGUUCUUUUUUAGGUAGCUCGUGUAAAACACCGAUUUCUAUGUGAAUGUAUUGACUUAAUACUGUAUUGUAAAAAUGAUUAAGUGAUUCAAUUUUGCUGUCCAAAUUGAAAAUAAAUAACAUUUUUUAAAUUUAUAUUCUUAUUUUAAUUUUAUAAAUGACUUCUAUUUGGUUUACAUUAGGAAUAUCAUCAUUUUAUUAAAUGUUGAAUGACAUCAUUUUUUUUAUUCUAAUCAGCGGAAUAUAAUUAUUUUUAUUUAGUUCCAAUGUUGGAUGUAAAGUAAUAUAAUGUAAUAUUAUAUUAUAUCAGCAUUAAAUUCUAAAAUGUAAUAUUUUAAUCAUAAUACAAACAUUAUAUCUAUUUAAAAAAUAGUUAUUAAAAUGUUUUAAUAAACAAAUCACUUAUAAUUUCAAAGUGUAGGUUCAAAAUCUAUAUUAAAUAUCUAAAGAUUGUUGUUUCAAAUUAAUUAUAAAAAAAAAUUCAUUUGUAAAAGGUUAAAAUGUAUAGUGAAAAACAUUACACUUUAUGAAUAUUUUGCAUUCAAUUUUUUUUUUUUUUUAUUUAACAAAUAUUGUAAGUAUAAAGUUAAAUUCAUUUAGUAAAAUAAUUUAUUUUUAUUUUUAUUUGUUGUUUAAUAAUUAAUGUUAUCAUAUUGUAAAUUAUUUAUCAGUUGGCAAAUUUUGUUAAAAUAGUUCAUACCAGUUCUUGUAGUAAAGAUAUAAAACACAAAAUUAAUUGUGAUUUCAAAUAAAAUAGUUUUUAACAUCUAUUACACAGCACAGGAUAAAUUCCUUGGUCAAUUCCUUUUACAAUUAUAAUUUCUAAAAUAUAAUAUUCAAAAAUGUUUUGCUAAAAGGAAUAUACAAGUUAAAUUGACCUAAUAUUAUAUUAUACUACAAUAAUGAAAAUAUAAUCUUUAUAUAAUAUACAUUUUAAAUAUUCUGUAUAAAAUAUCUAGUCCAAAACAUAAAAUUAUAUUAUAAUUUAAUUUAAUUUCAUAAAAAAAAAAAAAGUAAUAGAAACUAAUUUAAUAUAAUUUCCCCAUUUUUAAUAUUAUAAUAUGUGUACAGUUAAAUUACAAAACUUGUAGGAGGUUUUAACAUUAAAAUCAAACAAUUAAUUUUUAAUUUUAGAAUAUAAAAAAUUAUAUUGUAAUUAUCUAACAACCUAAUUCAUGAAUAAAUUAUAGAAUAUAUUAUAUUAUGAUAUAUUACAUAUAUUCAAAUAUAACUACCCCUUGUCCACUUGAAUUGAUAUUUGAUAUGUGAUCUAUGUCUUCGCCCAUAUUUGUUUUAUUUGGUUAUCUCAAUUUUUUUUUUCAUUAUAAAGUAAUAUUUCUUUUUUAUUAUUUUACAUGUGUUAAUAAUAUUAUAUUACAUAAAAAUAAUAUUUUUGUCAAAUUAGAUACAUUUUUAUUUUAUGUGUAUUUGAUGGAUAAAUAGCAUUUUUCAUGGAAUAUAAAUAUUUUAAAAUGAAAUUGAUAAUUACAAUUUUGAUUUUAAUAUAGUAUUAAUAGUUAUGAUGUAAUCGGUUUUUACGAAUACAAUUUAGUUAUUUUAAUUUUACACUCAAUAUGUAAUAUUUAUUUUUAAAUUUUCAUAGUAAAUUUUAUUAAUAUUAAUAUUGUAUGUAUGUAUAAAACAUUUAAUAUAAUAUAUUUUACUUUAUAUUAUGUAUAAUGUUUGUUGGUCGGACUAUGGAUACAAGAUAAUUGAAAAUGUUUGUCAAAAUAUUUUUGCGGUGUAAACAAAAAAUGAUUUAAUAAAGUAACUUUGAACAGAGUA
Messenger RNA from Rhopalosiphum padi (bird cherry-oat aphid), 5711 nucleotides. RefSeq lists its product as uncharacterized. The record is from RefSeq and is a predicted model, not a curated record. NCBI's taxonomy places the organism in Eukaryota, Metazoa, Arthropoda, Insecta, Hemiptera, Aphididae. Bases 698 to 1834 code for a protein of 378 amino acids. The transcript is spliced from 6 exons.